Molecule: messenger RNA, 1529 nt
Organism: Arachis duranensis
Lineage: Eukaryota; Viridiplantae; Streptophyta; Magnoliopsida; Fabales; Fabaceae
Product: phosphatidylinositol N-acetylglucosaminyltransferase subunit A
Exons: 6
Coding region: 117-1133 (338 amino acids)
Biological process (GO): GPI anchor biosynthetic process
Cellular component (GO): glycosylphosphatidylinositol-N-acetylglucosaminyltransferase (GPI-GnT) complex
Molecular function (GO): phosphatidylinositol N-acetylglucosaminyltransferase activity
Source: RefSeq, a predicted model, not a curated record
CCAACUUUGGUGGCGUCGAGAACCACAUCUAUUAUCUCUCUCAGUGCUUACUCAAGCUAGGCCACAAUGUAGUGGUUGUAACUCAUGCAUAUGGAAACCGAUCUGGGGUUAGAUACAUGACUGGUGGUUUGAAAGUUUACUAUGUUCCGUGGAGGCCUUUUGUUAUGCAGAAUUCAUUCCUAACCCUAUUUCCCUCACUCCCCAUUAUUAGAACCACUCUCAUUCGAGAAAGAAUCACUAUUGUCCAUGGACAUCAAGCAUUUUCCACUCUCUGUCAUGAAGCUCUCAUGCAUUCUAGAACCAUGGGGUACAGGGUUGUAUUCACGGAUCAUUCUCUGUAUGGAUUUUCGGAUGCUGGAAGCAUACAUAUGAACAAGGUCUUGCAGUUUACAUUGGCUGAUGUGAGUCAGGCCAUAUGUGUUUCGCCUACGAGCAGGGAGAAUACAGUGCUGUGGUCGGGGCUACCCCCGGAGAAGAUUUAUGUUAUACCUAAUGCUGUGGACACUGCAAUGUUCAAGCCAGCGGUGGUGCAGCCGAGCCGCUCGGAGAUUGUUAUUGUUGUUAUUAGCCGGUUGGUUUAUCGCAAAGGAGCAGAUUUGCUUGUUGAAGUUAUUCCAGAUGUAUGCCGUCUGCAUCCCAAUGUUCGUUUCAUUGUUGGAGGUGAUGGACCUAAGCGUGUGUGGUUGGAGGAGAUGAGAGAAAAACAUUCUCUUCAAGAUCGAGUUGAAAUGUUGGGAGUCGUGCCACAUGCACAAGUCCGAUCUGUUCUGAUAUCAGGACACAUCUUCUUAAACAGUUCGUUAACUGAAGCUUUCUGUAUAGCCAUAUUAGAGGCUGCUAGUUGUGGAUUGUUAACAGUUAGCACACGUGUUGGAGGAGUUCCCGAGGUUUUACCAGAUGACAUGAUCAUUUUGGCAGAACCUGAUCCUGGUGAUACGGUGCUUGCAAUUGAAAGGGCAAUAUCAAUGCUGCCAAAAGUUGAUCCACAAGUCAUGCACCACCGGAUGAGGGAACUCUAUAACUGGCAUGAUGUUGCCAAAAGGACUGAAAUUGUAUAUGAUCGUACUUUGAAGUGCCCCAAUCAAAAUCUACUUGUACGGGUCUCACGGUACAUUCUUAACAUUAUAUGUUGAAUUUGAUUGUAAUGGUAUUGUAUACUUUUCACUUUAAAGUUGUACAGGGAAAUCUGGUUUUUAUUCUUUUUAUGUGAUUUGUUGAUUACUUGAGGAUAAAAUUACUUGUUCUGCUUCUAACAUAGUUUAGUUGGGUUGGUAGCUGGCAAAGCAAGGAAUCAUUAGGUUUUUCAUUUAGUAUCUACACUAUUAUAUUUAUUCUUGCUAUGCGGAUAGUUUUUUGGAUUACUAAAUUAAGAAAUAGAACAUGAAGCUGAUUAUUAUUUCUGGAUUUUUCUCUUCCAUUCGAAGAUUAAUGUCAAUUGGAUAUCAAAACCUACUUAAGGAAUGAAGGGGCUAGUUCUAGUAGAAACUGAUAGUCUAUGUUUUGUCAUAUACCUAUAUUGCGGAGUGUGG